This is a messenger RNA of Amoebophrya sp. A25, 10144 nucleotides long. Lineage: Eukaryota; Dinophyceae; Syndiniales; Amoebophryaceae. The record is from the annotation of a GenBank genome assembly.
UGAAAAUGUAACACAUUAUCUUGAAGGACAUUAUGGGUGACAACUAGAAUAAUCAAGAAUCACCAUGUCAGUCUCUUCUCCUCUUGGAGGGGACGCCGGACCCCUCACAGACUACGCUCUGGCGAAGCAGCGGCUUGCUGAGAGGAGCCGCGAACUGACACAGCAGCAGCCUCAAGCGCCCCUGAUGCAGCCGCAACCUGCGGCUGUUGUAGCACCAGAAAUUUAUGCCUCUGUAGUUUUUUUUUGUUUCAAUCUCUGUUUCUCGUAACAAAAACUAGUACGUAGGUAGUUGCAAUCUACUAUCAGAGACUGUUGUGAUGUUGAAUUUUUACUAAAGCAACAACAUCUGCAGGAAGAAGUGAGAUUGAGAAGACAAGAUCGCCCUCGAAUAGCUGCCACCGGGAGACCCACUCGAGUCGAUCGAAGCGUUGCUAGCGCAAAGCGAGCGCUUGAUGACGCAAACAAUGGCAAUACCAGGUCGUGGAGCUUACACCACAUCGAAGCGCGCCUAUCACCAACUAAGAACAGUAGCCGUUAACGAUGCAACUGCGGAAGAUUACGUUAACUCGCCUGGAGGUGGAGCAGUGGUUGGGAAGAGUCGUCUUCCGGUAGCCGGUGUUAAUGGAGGAGGUGCUCCUGUGACUACUCAGUAUCCUGGAGCACAUGUACAACAAGGGCAGAUGUUGACAGCAUCCUCAUCAGGUGUUUUGAACCAUGGCGCGGCGACAUGUUGUUCGAGUGCACCUCUGCCACACUCAUCGACGGGUUCUCUGGUUGUUAAUCACGUAGCAAGCGGUGGAGGUGCGGCGACAUCAAGUACUGCGACGAGUAACACUUCUUAUGGCAUUCCAGCAGCGUCUUUGUCAAGCACAAUGUCAGGAGGACAACUCCUCGGUGCACCUCCAGGGGGCGGUCUUCACCUAUCUUCCUCCAGCAUAUCUGCAACGGCAGCACCAGGAGCACUCGCUUCUUCCAGAAAUCAUGCUCGGCUAAUGAUCCAGCCGCCAUCGACACGUCCACUAAUGGGGUCGACGCCUCCUAAACUGACGACGCCAGGGAUGUCUUUGUCCACGACGAUGCCAAUUGUUACAGCGAAAUUAUCUCCGAAAAUAGAACACAGAGGACAGAUAGCGGCGCCAUCUACAGCAGCUUCUACUGGCUCGCAGAUAAUGGCUUCUGGUGCAGGCGGUUUCAAUCUUCCUGCUAGUGUUGCUGCUGCUAUGGCGACAACUAAUACCGCAAUGGGAGGUAUGACUAGAACAACGAGUGGCGCGAUUGCCGGUAUUGAUGCAGUGGGCGCAAUUCCAGAUGAGUAUGGAGUUGAUGAAUCCAUGGCAGUGUCGAGCAAUUUGCACGUGCCACUGUUAGCCGCGUCCUGCGUGCAGAGCAGUGAGGAAGAACCGGUAAUUUUUGCAUACUGGUCAUGGAUGCGAUCGUCCCAUCAUAUAAUUUUCAAUAAAAUGUAUCAUGAUGAUCCCUCUCUCUGUAAAUUUUCCUGCAUAGGAUCAUGCUUCCUAAGUACUUUUGCAGCAGGUAACCGCAUCCUCCAGCAUGCCUGGAAGUGACGGGGAACCUCAUCAAGCAUCUGGAAUCGUUCCAGAGGGUGCCAUUUACAGAAGUGGUUUCACACCUGCGCUAGAGAGUGUGCCAGAAGAGAAAAGCAAUGUUGGAUCCCCGGUAAAGCAGACAGAUCAGGCUCACGCCACGACAGGUCGUCGCAUCGUUGCAACAUCCUCAUCUUUUGUGGAGCAACAACCACAAGACCCUGGCAUCACUGCGGCAGAGCAACAACAGCACAUAGUCCAGACGUAUGCAGGUGCAAAGAUAGUACCGCAGGAUAUGCUUUCGCCCGUUGAAGAAUGCGCAGGUGAGAAGGGCUUCAGCGCUGGUGUGCCGGAAGAGGCGGUAGUACAGGCGCAGCAGGAGGACCCUGAAGUACCGCUACCACAGGCACAGGCGGCACAGAUGAAUCUGCCCCCCGUUCGCGGCGCAGCCGGAUCUUACGCAGGGAACAAGAGCAGCAGUUCAUCGUCCAAGCGAGCACAGUCGCAGAGUAGAGACCACGUUGACAGUGAGGAGGACGGCCCUUCAGCUGUACCACAUACGGGAGCAUCGUCAAGGCCACGUCUGAAAAGGAAAGCCCCGACUGAUACCCGACCACCUCUUCGAACUGGAUCUGCACCUGGAGCAGGAGAUUCGCGAACAUCGCAACCUCCAUCAAAAGGAGCAGUGAGUUCGUCCUCGAGUGGAGGUACAACUAGAGGUGGAAACAGCAAUUCGUACAGUACUGCGUACAGUCGAAGAAAAGCUGCAGCAGCUAGUGGGGGUGGACAUCACAGCACGACGUCGGAUAACCACCAGAAAGAAGCAGCUACAUCAAGUUGUGCACCAGGACCAGCAAGUGAGCACGCAGGCAGUGCGAGUGAGGAUGACGUUUUCACCCUAGCGGAACGAGUCCGGCAACAACGUGGAGAAGAGCAAAGGCCUUUAUUCCAUUUCAUGGCAAUGAGUGAGUUAUUCUCUGACGCCAAUCCAAAUGCUAGACGUACGAAGUUGAUGAGUGGUAGGGACGCAAGGGUAACAAAGAUGUGGCUUGAAGCGGGCUUGAUGCAUCCUAAACUCCGCGAGUUGAAUGAAGCAGCAGCUAGAACGGGGAUGGAUAAUGUCUCCAAAUUGCAAACUUUGCUAGAAAUGACAGAUACCUUUUGGUUCGGGUCAUAUGAAGCUCCGAUAGAACACGAGGUGGAGGAAGAGGAGUUAAGAUAGCUGGACAUGAUGUUUUUCAGUGAGUGUCAGUUUUCAACCUGACAUUCAAGAAGAUUCGCAACUGCGCUUUGUUAAGAGUGCUCUAGUCAGUGUAACGGCAGAAACUCCUACCUCUAAGUGAGCGCAACGGUGUUGCCCCGUCCGGCGAGAAGCCAGUCAUCUAUUAUGCGGCCGGCCUUUAUGUUGCGGAACAGUUGAAGCAUCUAGCACACAUUGAGGAUGGUAAUGAGAAAGCAACCGGCAUUAUUCUGCAUUUUGUGCUGAAUGAAAGUGCCGAAAAGUUUCGCGUCAACAAUGCCAAGACCUGGCUAGAAAACACGCUGGCUUUGCAUCUUCAGCAGACUGAGACGCAUAGUGCUCAGCAGACUCAAGAGGGGCAAAUCCCUGGGCAACAGCAGCAACAGGUACUAGAGGAUGGCGGAUAUGGUAGAAUUGGUAUCGAUGAAGAGAUGGAUCAUGAUGCAUCAAUGCAGCAAGGGCAGCCACGCAUGCGCCGGAAUGAACAUGAUGCUCAAAUAGAGCAUGGCUUCACUCCUGCCACCACAAGUAGUAGAGCACCGUUAGCAGAACGCCCUGUGCUGCUUUCCUCUGCUGAUAAUUCCGCAUGUAGCGCAUCAGAAGAUGUUGUGAGUGCAGCCGCGCUUCCUUCACAACAACAUCAACAUGAAAAUGCUGGUAGUACAAUAAUACGACCACCUGCACCAGCACUUCAUACGGCUGCAUCAAGUGGAGGUGCCUUUCUGAGUGCGGUUAGUGCAUCGACGUUUGAGCAGGAUCCACAGCAGGCUGCUAGAGACGAAGAUAUCCUAGCCGAACUAGCGGAAGCAGCUACACAGCAGGAUCAUGGUGUUUUCAGUACUAGUGAGGAGGAAAGAGAUUCCUUGUUUCUGUCAUUGCAGGAGGCCAAUGGUGACAACAACGGGAAGAACAAUGAGCCAUUAUCGUCUACAACUUCGGGAGAACAAGUUGUAGGGCGGAAAAUAACGGACCACCAACCAGGCCGUCCUCUGCUCUGCGAUCCUAUUGUGAAGACGCUCCCGAGCGAUCAUGGAAGCAGAGGGGAAGAAAACGACACUCCUGUGCCUGGAUUUGAGAAUGAGAAAACAGCAACAGGAACAGCCCAGCUCCAUUAUCCCGAACCGUCUACCUCUAGUGGCCUCCUGUUCAACAAGAACGCCGGCGCAAUGGCAAUGGCCCCUCCUCCUGUUAUCGGCCCCCCGCAGCCACAGCCUCCUCUACUUCAGCCGACAGGUGCAAUGAGCCAGGUCUUGCCCAUUCCGAAACCAGGGAGCAUUUCUACGGGAAACAUCGAGCCUGCGCCUGCACGUGACGUCGAGUUGAUCGAGAACAAUCAGGCGACGGGCGGCACGUGGAACAGAACAAUGGAUGGCUCGCAGAUGACAGCUACACGGGAAGCUCAACCUCCACUAUCGCCGUCUCAAGUUAAGACCACGAAAAGAGACAAGAUUUUCGUCAAGAAACUUGAAGAUGUCUAAUAUCUCUAUGUCUAUCAAGUAGAACUACUAGAAACAAGAGAAGCUAAAGCCUUCCAUCCUCUUCUAAUCCCUUUUCUUACCAACAGAAAAUUGAGCGCGCAAUGGGCGUGGCAUCUGGUGAGUCCCCGCUCAGGAAGGAUUCGUUUUUUGAGGAAGCGGCGAGACAAAAACUAUGGGUCUCUGAGAAGGAGUGGGAAAAUCACGGGUUUCCUGGGUACUUGUAUAUCGUGUUGAAACCACUAGGAGGUUGUCUAGUUUCAGGUUCCUUCAGCUUGAUCGUAUCAAUCUAUCAAGGUACAGGUCCAUUUUUUUUCAUACAUCAUGAUCAUCGAAGAAUAACAAUAACAGUCUUUCGCCCCGGCGUAGUAGAACCAAGUAUGAAAGCAUCUUCUACUACUAUCUUCAACGUCAAAACUCGAACAACAAGGUUCCCCGGCGACUGGCAUCCACGAGAUUUUUCAGAGUUGCGCAAUGUGCCAGACCGGGAAAGGAGUCCUGUUUUUGACGAGCGACGGAGUGCCGCGGAGGCGGAUUACUUGAAGCGAAUGGUUGUUGGUCGCAGAAAAAAACUCUUAGAAGAACACUGCUAUCGCCUAUCUCAUGGCGCUUUCGCCGUGAAACACAAGAGCGAUGCAGCAAUUAGCGAUAGCAUGGCAAAUGCUAUUCUCUGUAGUCCCAAGGUUCAGACAUCACAGACAGGACUAGAUGCUGGUAGUAGUUGGGUGCCGGAGGAUGGUAUUGCGUCGAGCAUUGCAGGAGGUCACCAGGAUCUGCAGGCAAGUGGGAUAAUGAAGCUGCCGAGUCCGGUAUGGACACACUUUAUUAGUCUAUGGCAGUCACAGUCGCAGUCAAGAACUAGAGACUCAACACAACGAAGUGAAUUCGUCUGACACGACCUUAUACAUGAUGAUCAUAGAGCUGGGAGGAGAGGGAACAAUGAAAUCAAAACAUCAUCAAAUUAAAAAUACAUUUCAGGCAAAGCCCGAGGACUGGGCGUCUGUCGACGAAGUCGUUGUUCGUGGUAUGAUGGCACGCGGCCAUUCGUCUGGGUCUACCCCAACGCGCACAAUCAAUGAACGAGGAUCCGGCGGACGGCUACCUAACACCACCUCCGACGCCGCCUGUUCUCCAAGAACGAAAGCCCUCGCUGCCCAGCGCGCAGCCUCUUGCCGUGGGGAGUCUCCAGGUCCAGAUGGAGCACAGCUUGGUCUUGGAAGUAGCCAAUAUUCAUCUUCACCGUUCCAGCAGCCGAAUAGUUUGCAUUCGAUGUCGCAGCAACAACAGACAGGAGGACCAGGAAGUAGUCCAGGGAUGCUAGCGCGAAAAUUAGGUAUGGGCAGUUAUGAACAGGCGAAGCCGGCUCGCGCAUUAGUGACUGGUGGUGGCGCAGCGCCGCCUUUCUGUAUUGACGCAACAACUACUGCCACUACAGGGACAGGGGGAGGUUCUGCCAGUGUCAGCAAUCAAAAUCAUGCAGCAUUGCGGCCACCGCGUGCGCCACCUUCCUCGGGUGCGUCGAGUGCUAGGGCACGAGGACCUCCGAACUGUGGACAGCCUCUGGCGAGUAGUAAGAGUCGAGCACGAAGUAGUUCUGCUCGUGGUGCAAAAGAUCGCGCUGCAGGUCAGGGACAGUUGUUAAGACCAUGAGCAUGAUGGCAAUUGGCAAAAUAGGUAUUAACCUUACCAACAUAGCAUGCAUUCCAUUUCCAUGUUCUCCAGCGUCUAGUAUUAAUCAACUUAAAUCAUAAUCAACUACAUGUUGUUGUUUCUUCUUCUAAAUUCAGCCGUAUCAUCCAGUCAAUCGAGUAGUUCUAGUAGUCGCGGUACAAAUCCGACUUUAAACGUCGUGCAUCGUGUAGAAGUGAAUGCCGCAUCACCUUCCGGAAGUGCUUCGUCAUCAGCAACCCAGCGUCCUCGUACAGCAGUGCAGCAAUCCUCCUCAGCCACCGACUUGAGAGCAGGGUCCGUUGGAAGAACAGGGGAAGCACGGACUGGCAGUCAACAUCGAUCUAGUAGCGCCAGCGGUGGAGACAAAAUCAAAAUGCUUCCACCAAAUGGGAAUCAUCGGGGAACGAAUACAACAACGAUGAACAUGAGUCCUAGACUUCUAAAGAACGGUAGUACAACCAGACGUGGCGCCUCAGUUUCUGCACCUUCGUCAUCCAGCAAAACAGGCCAGGGGAAUGCUGGAACGCGAGGCGCUUCCGCAACGAGGGCCCAAGAGCAAGCAUCUUCUUCGCAGUAUGCAAAUGUGAUGGCGCCACGACGGAUUUUACCACCAGGAGGAGGAGGAGGAAAUAGUACUAUGACAUCGAGCUCAUCGAGUACAGGCAAACACCGUCAACCGCAAUUAGAGGAGCUCUGGAGUAAGGAUAGUCUAGAUGACAGUGGCGCGAUCGCGCUCUCAGCUGAUAUGGUUUCGCCAAAAGCAUCUCCGUCUCGUCAAAUAAAUCGAGCACUUCAAACAGGGAACAUCGUUGGAGGAGGUGGGAGUAAGAAUCUUGUAGCGCAAGCCUUUCGACAACGGGCUGCGUCGCCGUCGGUAGGUGGUGUGCGUGGAGGUGCAAGUGUGCGGCAAUUGUCGGCGAGAUUACGGCAAGAAUUUGAUUACUUAGUAUCUUUUUGUAUCUUUUCGGGUUUUCGUCGCAACAGUCCUUCCUUCUUGCAUCCUUUAGAGAAACAUCAACAUGAUAUCAUGUAGCACGCUAGCCUGAUAAUCUUCUACCUCUAGUACUUCUUCUACAUCUAGCUACUUCUCCGCAUCUACUUCUGCGCAUCUUUCUAAUGACCACCCGAACAAGAGAAGGCUCUCAAACUAGGCGAAGUGUGAGUCCGAGCGUCGCGGCUGAUAUUGAGCAGUUAAGAGGAAUGGAGCACAUCAUCCAACAGUCUCAGAACUUGAGGAGUCGCAUUCUAGAUGUAACGCGCGAGUCGCAACGUGUGAAAGAACAGAGUCGAGUGGUUGGCGCAAUAUCGCCUUCCGCUUCUGCUGUUUCGAGCAAGCAAGGAGUACUAACGCGAGGAGGUCUAGUAGUACAACAGGGUGGAUCUUCUUUUCAUGGGUCGUUUGACAUGACAAAUUCGACAAAAAAUGAGCAGGAAAGUUCUCGAGGACAAGGAGGUCCUCAGAAGAACAUGAAGAGAGGCUCGCCCUCGGGAGGAUCUUCAUCUUCUUCGAGUUGUAGAAAUCUGAAUCCUGCUGUAAUGCGUGCAUGCUCACCCUCUAUUCGGGAACGCGCGGCAGCCGUAGAAUCCUCAUCAGCGGCACUAGCAGCAGCGCAUGUCCAACUCAGCGAUAGGUAUUUUGAAGAGAACCUGCAAAGAUUAAAAAACGGUGGAGCCUCUGCGAUGUUGAACAACAGUUGUGAGCGGACUCACAACAAUAUGCAUGGUUCAGGGUCUUCUAGUACUUCUGAACAAUUUAUUGCGCAACAGCAGGAUCAUGAUGUUGGUGCUGGAUCAUCUUGUUCAGUAGUUCGUUCCGACGCGGCCCUUUCCACAAGGACUCGAGCCGGAGCAGGAGGAAAAUUGUCAACAAGUAGUAGCUCCUCUGAGCGUGUAUCGUCUACAACCGGCAGUAGGAUUAGACACAGAAGUAGUAGAGGAGGUGAGCAACGUUCUCUUCGUCUGAACAACAAUGCGUCUAGCAUUACCGAAGAGCAAGAAAUCGAGGAGGGCGCUGUGUUGGAGGCUACCGAAGAUGUCUGGUCCCAGCUAGAAGGUGUGCGUGCUGAGUUGGAACGAGCUAGACCUAAGACAUUGGUGAAGCGCGGAAGUGAGCCAACAGCGACGACUGGAGCUGGAGGACACAUCCUUUUACAAGACCAAGCUAAGUCUUUUUAUCCAGAGCAACGGACUCAUCUUGAGGAGCGCUCGCAGAGCAGUAAUAUGACUGGUAAUUCAUACAUGAUUGCGGGAGGUGGAAAUAGAGUGCUCGAAGUAGAAACUGCACAGGGACACCAAGCAUCGUCGAGGAAACCUCCAGGAGAAAGUGUGGUUCCGUCAACCGCUGUUCCCGCUAACGCUAUUAGUAGUGGAAGUAGCAAACAGAGUACUAGAGUAGUACUGGAUUCUUCUGGAGCGGCUAGCGCUGGAGGAAGCAAAAGAAGCACGCAUUCGAAGCAAGAAACUUCUUUCUGUCCUCAAGAUAGAACAUCUUCUUCAGGGCAAGCUGGAGCGCAUCAUCACGGAGCAGCCCCGAUUCUUGUUCCACCAGUUGUCGCGCCAAAUCUUGCCGCGAUGAGCGCGCUCGAAGUUGAUCAGUUGCUAGCUGCAGGAAAAGCAAUGAUAUCCGAUCCGAUAAUCACAAGUCAACCGAACAAGUCGAAGUCUACGAAGUCUACUUCUUCUUCUGGUACCGUGUCUGACGGAACAAGUGCAACUGCAAGUACUGCUGUUGUCCUCACAACGAGCAACGCAACUCGAACAACCGCGAGAACAACUGCUGUUAGUGUGAGCAGCAAUGGCUCUAAUGUUGGUCUUCGAGGACAUGUCGGCGCUGCUCUUCCACCUAGUACUCUAAGUAGUAAAGGAACAACUUCUGAUGUCCCUCCAGAGCAGGAAAUAGCAGCACCGACAGCGACUUCGCGUAGGGUGAAGACUGAAAGUGCGACGCGAGCCAGCGUAGUUGGGUCUUACAUGGUGGGAACGCCUGAAGUCCCUGGUGCAGGUAUGUCCCAGAAGUCGAUAACAGCCACCUCUAGCCACGCUUCUGGGCCUGACAUCAAUCAGGUCUAUGGAAGCGAUUGGGUAGCGUCGAUGAAGAUGCUGACACCUGGAACUCCUGGAGUGGAGCUCAGCUCGAGUUUUCAUCCCCGCGCUGGUGCUGUAGGACAGACGAAAAAAGGUGAUGAGGCGGUUGAUGGGUGGUUUGGAUAGAGGAAUUAAGUCAAGAACGCUUGAGAAGACACAAGAAUUCAACAUUUCUGAGCGUGAUGAAAUUUUCCGAUUUUUUCACUUGAAGACAACAUAAAGGAUCACAAUGAUGAUCUUGAAUAUUUUUUUCUCAAUUUAUUGUUUUAGCAAAAAUAGCAGCACUGUGAUUAUUUUCUUGAUUCGUCCUCAAUCUGAGAUGAACAUUGUUAAUGUCGAUGAAUGAUACAGCUAGAGUUGGAGCUGCGGGUAGACGCAACGCACGCUGAUUUCCAACUGCUUACGCGAAUGCAAGUGAUGUUGGUGAAUAAACGCUGAUUAUAUACCGCAAAAAGUAUUGAAGAUACGUUAUUUUCCAAUCAAUUUCACAUUUGACUUUGACAGGAGUUUAUACUAGUAAGCUAAGCAUAAGAUGGACCAAGGGUCAUUGACGCCUGAGAUAAAAUACAAUCCAGUUGUUCCAACACGACAGUGUUGAGUUACUUUGAUAAGAUUCAUCUGAACGAAAUGCUUUGAUAGAAGAUAGGAUUGAGAUUGCGCAAGCUACUGCUACGAAGCUAAAAAAAGUAUCUGAAGAGAGAGAAACAACGAACGCUGAAAAAGAGCAUAUUGUUUUACAUCGGGUGACGCACAUACGAAAAUCAAAAUCUCGUUGGCUAAUACUUGAGUAUGUGUAUUCCAAGUUGUACAUGCUAAUUCAUUGGUGGUUGCUCAUAGCAGUUUGUCAUAGGUGUUCUUUUUUACUCAACAUAGUCAACAGACUUGUACACCAUAGAUAAAAACAGACCUUGUAAUUAGAGUAUUGUUUAAGCCAUCUUCUUCUUCACGCAUCAAUAUGAUUGGAUAAAUUUGGUAUCACAUGCAUAGCUCUUCAGUGGUAAGUUGUAUUGUACAUAGUAGCUAACACGCGCAUAUAGUCGGAGUACUUCACAGAAUCUUCAAUCUUUUGUCUCCCGGAUAUUGCUGGCCGGAGUUGGUGUCGACCUAUAAUUGCAGCUAGUAUCACGUAU